This is a messenger RNA of Cotesia glomerata, 2988 nucleotides long. RefSeq lists its product as uncharacterized. The transcript is spliced from 9 exons. The coding region runs from base 1 to 2988 and encodes 995 amino acids. The record is from RefSeq and is a predicted model, not a curated record. Lineage: Eukaryota; Metazoa; Arthropoda; Insecta; Hymenoptera; Braconidae.
AUGUAUCAUAGAUAUGAUAAUGUGGCCCAAUCUGCUAUAGCCCAAAACCAGCCAAGCAAUGGUGGCUCCAAGAAACCGAGGAGGAAGAAGACAAGAACUAAGGCUGUGCUAGUCAACCAGCUAAGGGGCGAACAGACUGAAGUAGACAUAAAGUCUAUUAAACAAACGAAGCGUGAGGGCGUUCUUCUAGAAAUAGGUCGCAAGACUGAAGACACUGCUGCUUUCACGGCUGCGAUAAAAACAGCAACUGCUAAUAUCGGUACAGUCAGAACGCUCACACCAAAAACAACGAUCGAGAUACUUGACUUGGAUGGAAUCUCUACUGAGAGCGACAUCCAUGAAGCACUCAAACGUGAAUUCACUGACAUCAGCCUGGAGAUCAAACGGGUAGAGGGCAGUAGAGCUCAGUUUUCAGCUUCUAAGCCUGCUCAGGAAAAGCAUACUUCAAGAGUCAAUAAUCUUUCGCAGCAAGCAUUUGCAGCUUCGACCUAUGAAGCUUCCUGCGUAUUUUGUAAUGAAAAUGGUCAUCAAGUUUAUAGCUGUAACCAGUUUGCAGCCUUAACUCCUUACGCUCGUUUCGAGGCAUCAAGGAAUGGUGGCUGGUGUACUAAUUGCCUGAAAAAAGGACAUCGUUCUUCGAAAUCACCCAAAACUCAAGUUUCAUCGCAUUUUGCAGCAAAUUGCACUAAUAUGCAAGCUCAAACAUCUUCUCAAGCCUUAUUAGCCAUCGCCUUAGUUGAUAUUGUCAACCAUCAAGGCAAAAGUAGAACCUGUCGUAUAUUUUUAGAUGCAGGUUCACAAGCGCAUUUCAUAACUGAGGAGAUUGCUAACUUUUUAAAUCUCAUUAAAAAACCAGCUAACAUAUAUGUUACUGGAAUUAACAAUACAUCGACUAUUGUUAAAUUUCUACUCAAGCGACAUUGCGAUCCAGAGUUAAUUAGUCAUGCAAUGCCAACUAUUUCAAUUAAUCAUAUAGAGCUUGGCAUGCCGAAAAACAUAAAAUUAGCAGAUCCAGAAUUCUUCAAGCCUUCGAAAGUUGAUGCUCUAAUUGGUGUUAAAUUAUUUUACAAAUUGCUUAGUAUUGGACAAAUUUCUUUGAAAAAAUAUCCUAAUGCUAUUUUACAAAAAACUCAACUAGGCUGGAUGGUGGCUGGUGAAGUCAGUCUGUCUCCUCAACCUUCCAGAAUAUCUUGCCAUGUAUCGAUACAUUCUGAUCCUCCUGAUGUAAAUUUAACCCGUUUUUGGGAAAUUGAAGAGCUUUCCUCUGUUUCAACGCUAUCAUCGGAAGAGAAGGCUUGUGAGGAGCAUUACGCUCUUCAUACGAAAAGGCAUCCAGACGGAAAAUAUGAAGCUAGAUUGCCAUUUAAUAGCAAGAAAUCCACAUUAGGUGAAUCAUACUCAACCGCAUUGAAGCGCUUUUAUGCUUUGGAGCGUCACAUGUCCCUUGCAGAGAACCAGGAUUCCAGAGUCACUGGUUAUUUUUUGCCCCAUCAUGCUGAUGACUUAUUUAUUAUUCUAAUACGUUUUCGAUUUCAUAUCAUUGUUUUUACGGAUGAUGCUGAAAAAAUGUAUCGACAGGUUAUUGUUAACUCGGAAGAUGCUCAAUAUCAAAAAAUACUUUUUCGUCGAGAAACUUCCGAGCCUAUUCGUACUUAUGUACUUAAUACAGCUACUUAUGGCACAGCCCCAGCUUCUUAUUUAGCUAUCAAAACAUUACUUCGAUUAGCUGAUGACGAGGAGGAACACUUUCCGUUAGCAGCUAAAAUAUUGCACAGAGAUUUUUAUGUGGAUGAUUGUCUGUCUGGUGCAAAAACUGUUGCCGAAGCAAUCGCUCUGCGCGAUCAGCUCAUUGCUAUGUUAAAAAAGGGUGGAUUCAAUUUAAGAAAAUGGGCAUCUAAUCACCUUGCGCUACUUAUCAAGGAUCAAGAGCAUCCGGAAAGCUCGCACAUGUCGUUAGAUCCUGAUUCAGCCACGAAAACGUUAGGCAUUCGUAGGCAUGCUCGUGACGAUUAUUUCUUCUAUGUCGUAAAUGUUUCUAAUCAGAGUAAUAUUACUAAAAGAACCAUCUUGUCUCAAAUUGCAAAGCUUUUCGAUCCUAUUGGGCUCCUAGGUCCCAUUAUAGUACACGCUAAAAUUAUCAUGCAGCUUUUGUGGAAAAUUGGUGCUGCAUGGGAUGAAUCUAUUCCCAUCGAAAUUCAUUCCUCUUGGUCUAAUUUCCGAAGCCAGCUUCCACUCAUAGAAAAAUUGUGCUUUCCUCGUGCAAUUACUUUACCUGACGUAAUAAAAUCACAACUGCAUGGAUUUUGUGAUGCUAGUGAAAAGGCUUAUGGUGCGUGCCUAUAUUUGCGCUCAAUUGACUCUAAAGGGCAGGUGUGUAUUCGUUUGAUAUCCUCCAAAUCACGCGUUGCCCCAGUCAAACCUCUCACACUGCCGAGGCUAGAACUCUGUGCUGCAUUAUUACUUGCUCGACUUUAUUAUGCUGUGAAACCAGCUAUUCUCUCGGAUGCAUAUGAGUCAUAUUUGUGGUCAGGUUCUACUAUCGUGUUGCACUGGAUAAAUACUCAAGCUCAUCGCCUAAAAACUUUUGUAUCAAACCGUAUAUCAGAGAUACAGACCCUCACAUUUUCUUGUCACUGGCGGCAUGUUUCAUCUCAAGACAAUCCCGCCGAUCUUAUAUCGCGUGGUCAACUUCCAUCAGACUUUGUUGAAGCUUCCAUUUGGUUUGAUGGACCUUUAUGGUUAGCCAAGGAUAUUUCUUUAUGGCCCAAUGGAGUUCUGACUCCAAUAGUUAUUCCCGAGUUGAAACCUAUAACUCCAAAUACAUGUUGCAGCGCCUUGACGUCAUUUCCACAGGUAGACUUCACAGAUACACAAGUGAAUCGGUUGUCAGCAUGGCAACAUGCUCAGCAGCUCAAACAGCAUUUCUGGAAACGUUGGCACAAAGAGUACCUGCAUCAGCUGAUGAAAUUCUCUGGAAUUCAACGGUAA